Molecule: messenger RNA, 4531 nt
Organism: Haplochromis burtoni (Burton's mouthbrooder)
Lineage: Eukaryota; Metazoa; Chordata; Actinopteri; Cichliformes; Cichlidae
Gene: stk32a
Product: serine/threonine kinase 32A
Exons: 13
Coding region: 855-2075 (406 amino acids)
Biological process (GO): regulation of signal transduction; protein phosphorylation; G protein-coupled receptor signaling pathway
Molecular function (GO): G protein-coupled receptor kinase activity; G protein-coupled receptor binding; ATP binding
Source: RefSeq, a predicted model, not a curated record
AAAAAAACAGAGGGAAACCUCAGCCCCCGCUACAGCAGCCCACGAAACGUGCCUCUCUCAAGGCGCACGCGGGUGGCCAGCUCUUGAACAGGAGGUCAGCCGCUCAUCAGUGUAAGCAGCCCAGUAGCAGCAACCCCCCCCCCCCGCCGCCAAAAUAUCUGUGUUUCGUCGGCUCUGUCGUCUGUCCUGUUGUCCUCCAGAAGCACAGCGCAGGAUUUCGCAUUGUCGGCACAUCCCGCAAGUCACGUCUUCCCGUGUGGUACCAUUUGUUUCCCGUGGCAGAUGUCCCGGUGCGUCGUCGUCCGAACACGGGACUACAAGUGAUGCUUUGAGCAGCACUGUUGCUCUUCACCUCUCUGCAGCAAAGCGGACUAGAAAUGGUCCUAUGCUCAACUAAGGUUAGACUCUCAGUCAUCAGAGGGUCAGAGGCAGAGGCACAUCACCCACCCGCCUCCUGGCUUGGACGAGCUGUCCGUCUGCCUGCAGUCGCCUGAACAGCAGCGAAGACAGACAGGGAACGUACGCUGUAGUUGUGCUGCCUGUGUGUGUGUGUCUGUGUGUUUAUGUGUGCGUGUCAGCACUUCAGUGCCUUUAGUGUUUUCCCCAAGUCCUUCACUCUCUGUGGGCGCGUGUAUGGAUCCAGUGAUGUGUGGUUGUGUCGAGGUGGGCAGUUAAGAGGAAGACGGGACCUAUUCAAGUCAGCAAAACGCAAUCGAGCACGUGAGGCUGUCUGUGUGUAUGUGUGUGUGUUUGGGGCCAGUUGUUGACCAGGCUAUGAGUGAGUCUCAGAGGGAGAGCUGUUCGGUGCUGAGUUGAGUUGAGCACAACAGGAAAAAUCCACAAGAGAAGCAACCAUGGGGCUUGGCCAGUCCAGCAAGGCUCCAGUCACAGAAGACACAGAUGAGGUUAAUUUCGACCAUUUCCAGAUCUUAAGGGCAAUAGGAAAAGGGAGCUUCGGAAAGGUCUGCAUUGUGCAGAAGAAAGAUACCAAGAAGAUGUAUGCCAUGAAGUACAUGAACAAGUUAAAAUGCGUGGAGCGGAACGAAGUGAGGAACGUCCUCAAAGAACUCCAGAUCAUGCAGAACCUUGAACAUCCUUUCCUGGUCAACUUUUGGUAUUCCUUCCAAGAUGAGGAGGACAUGUUUAUGGUGGUGGAUCUGCUUCUGGGCGGAGACCUGCGCUACCACCUCCAGCAGAAUGUGCACUUCUCAGAGAGCACUGUCAAACUCUACAUCUGUGAAUUGGCUCUGGCUCUGGGAUAUCUCCGCACCAAGCGCAUCAUACACAGAGACAUCAAACCUGACAACAUACUACUAGAUGAACAUGGGCACGUCCAUCUAACAGACUUCAACAUCGCAGCCAUUGUAAAAGACGACCUCAAAGCAACAUCCAUUGCUGGAACCAAACCAUACAUGGCGCCUGAGCUCUUUCAGUCCUUUGAGGGGUCCCACCCCGGCUACUCCUUCUCUGUUGACUGGUGGUCACUGGGGAUUACGGCCUAUGAGCUACUAAGAGGACAGAGGCCAUAUGUGAUGAAAUCUAGUACACCAGCCAAUGAGAUCCUGCAAACAUUUCACAAGGUCCAUCCUAGUUACCCAGCAGCCUGGUCUUUGGAGAUGAAGUCUCUUCUCAGAAAGUUGCUGUGCAUAGAUGUCCAGAAACGCAUUUCCUGUCUAGCAGAGCUACAGGAUCUGGACUACAUGUCAGACGUCAACUGGGAUGCUGUGCUCAGCAAGCAGGUCCCUCCAGGUUUUAUUCCAAAUAGGCGAAGGCUAAACUGUGACCCCACAUUUGAGCUAGAGGAAAUGAUCCUGGAGUCCAAACCACUUCACAAGAAGAAGAAAAGACUUGCUAGAAAAACCAAGGAGCAUGGCUCUGAUGGCUCUCCGCAGAAUGGGCAGCUGCAGCAGCGUUUGGAUAAUGUCCAGAGAGACUUCAUUGUCUUCAACAGAGAAAAGUCAAGAAAAGCAGUGGCGGACACCGAGUCCUCUGAAUUGUCCACAAGUGAGAAGAACAAGGCAAUAGAAGAUGGACAGAACAACAAUAUCGAGCCAGCUGCCUACUUAUCAGGAUAGAUCUCAUGAUGCGAGAUCCCUGCUUACUCCCUCAUCACUUGCACCUGCCCACGGCUUAUAUCUAUCUGCAAUUUGCACCCAGACACAUAUUAUUCUAUGAGCACAGGCACUCGAAACUGGCCUUCAGUGUUCCUGCACCACUUUGUUAUCCACAACACAAAUGCGCCACAGUAUGCACUUGUGCAUCUCUGUUCACUCACAAAAAAUAAAUUGAGAAGAACUCCAGGACUGCAGGAGUGAAAUGGACUCCUGGAGCAGCAGCCAUGCCCGAGCGAGGCAUUUUUCCUGUCACCAAGAAGAAUGGCUCUCAGCAGAGUGUCACUCAUAUAAUGUUCCCUUACAUCCAUCUGGUGCUCUAAUAUCUGCUCAGCCUCUACUCCGAGCAGUUGCUGAGGUGAAAUGGUAGUCACUUCCCUGCCUGACAAAGCCACAUCUGAUCAGCUGGUCAACCAUGGCCAAAAGCUAUAUGUGCUGCUGCUGCUUGGAUGGGAGACUUUUUAGUCCGUGGUGGUUAUGUAAGUGUAACAUGGUUCACCAGUGCUACAUAAAAAAUGACAACAAGACGGAAUUAGACCGACAACAUAGCAGAUGGGCAGCAGGUGUUGAAGAACACUGAGGAUGACACCAUUGUACAGUGUGCUCUAUUUAAUAUCGGGACAUGAGCAUGACAAUAGGAGUGCAAAACAUUAAAACUGAACAACUUUGAAACAUAAAACAAGAUAUUUGAUUUAACACAGCAAACACCAGUUCCUCUAAGAAAAAAUUCUGUGUAGCUAAAUUGUAGAACUGAGCACGAAUGGCUCAUUUUAUCAGAGCAGCAGGUAUAUGUUGGUAGUGGUCAUGUUGCAUAGCUUUGCCAGUUAACAAAGAUGAUAGGAUUUUAGCAUUUGGUUUGAAGUCCCAGUUCCAAUCAACAGCAGAUAUAAGCAAAGCAUCCCAUAUGUUUUCUUGACUUGCUUAUGGGUCAUGAUGUUUAUUUAAAAUGCAGCUACCAAACUAGCUUUUUCUCUCAACCUUGGAUGUUUAUAUGGAGCUUUUACGUUUCAUGCUGACUUUAAUCAGUGUGUCCUGAUGGAAAUCUUCAUCAAAACGCUGACAUUUUGGACUAACCUUUGCUUCAAUCUGCAAAUGACAAACUGGGUCUUCACAAAAAGGUUCACUGCGAUGAAAACAUAGAAAAAAGCUAGAGGGUAGAUGUUAUAUGUUCUGCACUGAACCUCGCUUUGCACACGCUUCUUCAUAAAGUGUAGCAUUUAUGCACAGAGAAACAAAAAAAAUAAAGAUCUUAUGCUGUGAGUGAAUAUUUAUCUCCUUAGGGUGGUUUUCUAGAUGAUGAUUAAGCUGACUCCUAGACUGCAUUCAUUUUUCAGUUAUUGUCUGCACUCAUGUCUGUUUUUGUAUUUUUUACUUAUGUUCUUCCUCUUUUGUGUUGGAUACAACCAAAUGCAUAUGUGCCACCAGAUAAGUCUGCAAAUUUGUAAUCGCUCUUAAUUGCUCCCAUAAAAAACAGAAUCCAUUUGCAAUCUGUCGCUGCAUCAACACAUUUGUGCAGCUGCUACAACACUGAUAUAAAAUUUGGCAGCAUCCAAAUGAAUACAAGGCGUGAAAACACCCUUCUUUCGUUCAGUAAGAUUUGCCAUAGACUUGUUCAAUAUUAUAUCCGAAAACCACACCUGCCUCUGAGGUUUGCAGAGGGGUGCCUUAGACCAUAGAUAUGGCACACAGCUGGUUCCCAUAGCUAUAUGUGCAUGUUUUAAAAACCUGAGUUCUUUUCACAAUCUGUAAGUCAAUGUGAUUUAUACUAAUCCCACUGUGCCACUCUAUUGACCUUGAGCUUGUCUAGCUGCAGUAUCACUCAAUCCUUUCAAGUCUAUGAUCUCUUGUAAUUACAUUUAAAAUGUAGUUUAAUCUCUAAUUGAAUGACUCUUGGCACUUUUCUACUGAAGACAGGUGCAAUGUUUUUCAAAUUACUUUUGUGGUGUCGUUGUUGUUGUUGUCAUAGAUGUGAUUUUAGAAAUUCAAAGGUGGGUUUCUGUAAAAGGUGUCUGUAUAUUAUAAGGUGGGAUAGUUCAGUAGAUGGAAUAAUCCUGGAUACACGUCAAGCAAACAGUAUUUCAAUUUGAUCUUAUACGGGUAUCAAAAUGUUGGAAUUAUUGCCUCAAUGUGGCACAUUUGCCACCUUCAAAAACCAAAAGAAAAACAACAACCCCAAAACAAAACUCAAUGGCAAAUGGUACUUGACCCAGGUAAUAUAAUUUCUCAACAAAACAUAUGUGUUAGAAGAAAAAGAAGAAGAAUUUAUUCUGAGAAUACACUUGUUCCACACAUGUGAAUCUCACCCCUCUUACGGUUUUGUUGUCCUUCAGUUGUCACUGUGUGUUUAUUGUAAUUAAAUGUGUUGGGGUUGCAAACUGUUAAGGUGUGCCUUAAAUAAUAACUUUCUUUUUCUGAACCAA